AUGAACAAAUCAGACUACCGUCCACCCUGUCCUCCUGGUCUGCCCCGAAACUCGUACGCCCGUCCUCGGUACCGGAACCCGGCAGAAUGGCGAGUCUCUGACGACAGGCCCAUUUGCUUCUGCUGUGUAAUUGUCGGCCACACUUCCCGCCACUGCCGUGGUCUCUGGAACUGCAACCCUGGAAUGCACCAACAGCAGCGACCCCAACAACAGCUGCAACAGCACGCUGGCCAAUCAUCUGGCAAGCUGUCCAACGUUCUUCGCAAACUGGGGAGGUCACGGGCCAAGUCCCAGUCCAGGGUACCCACACUCAGCGUCUGCAGCUGGAGCCCCGAGGGCUGCUGCCGGUGGUGUUCCCGGACCGGAGGCCAACUUACUCUACGGCCGACGACGCUUGUGAUGCUCACCGAGACGGAAGCCAAGGGUUUGCGGCCACUUGCUGUAACUCGGCUCCAAAACAUCGGCUUCGGUUGCAAGGUAGACAUACCGAGAGAGGACUGUAUGAAGCCGUUGGUGAAGUUUCUGGGAUGGGCCACCCUACUUCGCAAAAAGGCCAUUACUACGAGAUUUGUCGAAAGUCACAAAGAAAGUGAAAUUUCAUGUGGAGAAGUGUUCGGCGUGGGACUGAAGCAGGUGGUGCUGAGUGACCGGCAGCGGUUUCCGGACUCGACGCUGGCCCAGCCGGCUCCCUGGUCGCCCUGGGACCUCGGCCCAGACGUGGCCGCGGCGGAUGCCCCGUCUCGACGCUCGGACAACGCCAGUGAAGGCUUAUUGUCCACACGCACCGACUGCUCCAAGAAAAUUUCCAGAACGGAUUCAGUGGAGUCUGUACGGCUCCCCAGCUCAACCACAAAUGCCGGCGGCGACGACGACGGCCUCACUGUUCACGGGCCCCAAGUUCCGCGCGUCGUCAACUGCUGCCUAAACUACCUCGAAAAGCAUGGUCUGAACACCGUGGGCAUAUUUAGAGUCAAUGGGUCAAAGCGACGAGUUCGCCAGUUGCGCGACGAGUUUGACAGCGGUCGCGAGGUGCACCUUGACCUGGAGAGGCCUCACCCACACGACGUGGCGCAGCUGCUUAAGGAAUUUUUGCGCGAGCUGCCUCAGCCACUCCUGACCUGUGACCUGUACCAGCCUUUCCUGUACACCCAGCGUGUUCAGGAAAAGGCCAAGCAGCUGGACAUCCUGCAGCAGUUGGUGCGCCUCCUGCCCACGCACAGCAGGGACACCCUGUGGGCCCUCCUCAAGUUUCUAAACAGCGUAGCCGAGAACUCGGUCGACAAGAAGUCUUCCACGGGACAGACCCUUCCAGGAAACAAGAUGGACACCCACAACCUGGCCACCAUGUUGGGGCCCAAUAUUUUGCGCCUCAGCAAUACUUCCGAGAAGGACAAAUUCAUCGUGGAGAACAACGAGAGGGCCGAGGAGCACGGGGAGGUCAUCCUUGUCGUGCGUCAGCUGAUCGACAACUACCAAGACCUCUUUAAGGUAUCGGCUGAAGACUUGGACCGUCUAUACAGAAGGCUUCUCGUCGAUAGCCCCGAGGACCUUGAAAUCCUCCUCAGGAGGCGCUUCCACUGUGCACCUGGAGUUCCACGCGCUGUUCAAAGAUCUGAAGAAGACGACGUGGGCAACCAAGUCAAUGCAGAGGACGACGAACAGGAGAACAGCACGGGGAAGGAGGAAAAGGCCUUCAAGAAAAGCAAGAUGUUGGCGUUUUCCGUACUUAGCUGCUUCGGCGGCUCAUCGGAGAAGCGGCACGACUCGGGCGACGCGUCUUGUCGGCCGCCCACAUCGUCAUACUGA
Molecule: messenger RNA, 1806 nt
Organism: Rhipicephalus microplus (southern cattle tick)
Lineage: Eukaryota; Metazoa; Arthropoda; Arachnida; Ixodida; Ixodidae
Product: rho GTPase-activating protein 6
Biological process (GO): signal transduction
Source: RefSeq, a predicted model, not a curated record